GAUCUCGUGAAUCGGAGGCAUUACAGGCUCGAAGGCGAGGAGCUGGAGGCGGGCGUCGGUGCUGGUACGGUGCGAUUUUCCAGUGGCGGAUCCGCGUUCCUGCUGGCGGAGCGCGCAACGCUUGCGGUCGAUGGCUACUUCACCGACCCACGUGACUCGGGCGAGGAGUCCGAUUAUAUCAGCCCGUUUGUAUUCAUGUACCUGUUCGGAGUGUCGAAGCUUCGUGUGCCCUGGCAGGGCAGGCCGCAGAGGGUCUCGAAGAGGCUGCACCCGAUCGACGAGGCGCCGGCGGAUGCGGCGUGCGGCGGCGACGCGCCGACGCUGAGGCGGAGAGCCAGCGAGGGCACCGCCUGA
Prorocentrum cordatum is the source of this 354-nucleotide messenger RNA. The record is from the annotation of a GenBank genome assembly. Lineage: Eukaryota; Dinophyceae; Prorocentrales; Prorocentraceae.